GCGACACACACCACACAUACACAUUUUCAAAUCUAGCUUGUUCGCUAAGCUCAAGCUAGCUGAGCUGAUCUGAGAAACGAUCGCUUCUUCAGUUUCAGCUUCAUCGCUAGCUCGCUACACAGAUCGACCUCUUAUUUAGCUUGUUCCUCCAAGGACCGAGAUCGGUUGUUGUUGAUAAACCAGCCAUGGUUGCGGUUGCGGAGGCAGCGGUGACGACGACCAUGACGACGACGGGCGGGCGGUACGCGCUGCUGAUGGCGGCGCACGACUCGGAGUACGUGCUCAACAAGUACGGCGGGUACCUCCACGUCUUCGUGGCGGCCUUCGGCGACGCCGGCGAGACGUGGGACCUGUAUCGGGCCAUCGACAGCGAGCUCCCUGGCCCCGGUGAGCUUGAGGCCUACGACGGGUUCGUGAUCAGCGGCAGCCCCCACGACGCGUACGCCGACGAGCUGUGGAUCCUGCGGCUGUGCCUCCUGGUGCGGGCGUUGCACGGCAUGCGCAAGCGGGUCCUCGGCGUCUGCUUCGGCCACCAGGUGAUCUGCCGCGCGCUGGGGGGCCGCGUGGGCAAGGCCCGCGCCGGCUGGGACGUUGGCGUCAGGGAGGUGGCCAUCGCCGAGGCGCCGCCGCGCAGGUUCCUCGACGCGCUGCGGGAGCGGGACCAGCUGCCGCUCCGCGCCAGGAUCACCGAGGUCCAUCAGGACGAGGUGUGGGAGGUGCCGGAGGGCGCGGAGGUUCUGGCCUCCUCCGACAAGACCGGUGUCGAGAUGUUCUGCGUCGGCGAGCACGUGCUGGGCAUCCAGGGGCACCCGGAGUACACCAAGGACAUCUUCCUCAGCCUCGUCGACCGCCUCCUCGCCGCGGGAUCCAUCACCAUUCCCUUUGCUGAGGCCGUGAACAGGCAGCUGGAGACCACUGCGCCGGACCGGGAGUUCUGGCUCAUGCUCUGCAAGAGCUUCCUCAAGGCUCGUGAAGAAUAAGAGUAUUAAUUAGAGUUUGCACACUGUGAUGUCAUUGUCACUUACCAUUAAAACGGUUGUAAAUCUUCUAUCACUUCAACAAAUAAACCUCCCUCGAGUCAAAUACUUGACCAUCUUCUUCAAAUGAGAGAAAAAAAAUGGAAGACCACUUUCA
Molecule: messenger RNA, 1134 nt
Organism: Zea mays
Lineage: Eukaryota; Viridiplantae; Streptophyta; Magnoliopsida; Poales; Poaceae
Product: gamma-glutamyl peptidase 3
Exons: 3
Coding region: 186-980 (264 amino acids)
Cellular component (GO): cytosol
Source: RefSeq, a predicted model, not a curated record